Messenger RNA from Racocetra persica, 490 nucleotides. Lineage: Eukaryota; Fungi; Glomeromycota; Glomeromycetes; Diversisporales; Gigasporaceae. The record is from the annotation of a GenBank genome assembly.
AUGGAUGUUGGAGCAAGUUGAAGCAGGUAAUUUCAUUCAGAAUUUGAAGAUGGAUGUUUUUCAAGCGAUCUUGUAUAUCAUAAAGGGUUGGGGUGAUCUUCAUGAAGCUGGCGAUUCAAGGCUUGAAAAUCUUAUUAAAUCACUGAAUACUCUCUGUCUUCCAAAUGUAAUAGAAACUGAUAAAUUCUUAAAUUUUAAUGGUGAGGAGAUUGUUUACGAAGUUUUUCCAGAGGAUCAAAUCAUUAAGGAGCUAGCUUAUGUGUUUAGAAAUGAUGAAAGUGUUGAAGUUAUGGAUGAAGGAAAUACUAAGGUAAUGGAUGAAGAGGAAAAUGAUAGUGUAGAACCUGCAGUUGUUAGUGGUAGUUCGGUAUUGAAUAGCUUGGAAAAUGUUCGGAUGUUUUUACUUCAGCAGGAAGGCUCGGGUGAUCAAUUAAAAUUAAUUAAUUUUCUUGAGAAAUUUAUUAGGAAAAUGAUGUCAAGUUCUGCUUAG